Messenger RNA from Arabidopsis thaliana (thale cress), 2215 nucleotides. It is a transcript of the gene AGL87, whose product is annotated as AGAMOUS-like 87. Bases 1419 to 1910 code for a protein of 163 amino acids. NCBI's taxonomy places the organism in Eukaryota, Viridiplantae, Streptophyta, Magnoliopsida, Brassicales, Brassicaceae. Gene Ontology annotation, cellular component: nucleus. The record is from RefSeq and is marked reviewed. The transcript has a single exon. Gene Ontology annotation, molecular function: DNA-binding transcription factor activity, RNA polymerase II-specific; cis-regulatory region sequence-specific DNA binding; protein dimerization activity. Gene Ontology annotation, biological process: DNA-templated transcription; regulation of DNA-templated transcription; positive regulation of transcription by RNA polymerase II.
AAGGAGUCCUUCCGUGAGACGGUAAGUUCAUUAAUCUAACUAUUAGCCUAUUACAUUACAUAUAUGUCCACGGAAUUUCAAUUGUUUGGUCUACCCAUUCAUUGUUUAUUCUCUCUUGCUGAAUUAGUGGUUUCUUUUUUUUUUUUGAAUAAGUUUUCACUAGAAAACUUUGAGGAAAGUAGUUGAAUUAUAAUUUCAAAUAUUAGAUAAAAUUCAUUAACUAAGCUUCGAUCAUUAUUCUUACAUAUUUAGCUUUUACAUAAUUACUUAAUAGUAUACAAUAUUACACACACACACCUCGUAUGUGUGAAGUGAAUCAGUGUGUAUAUAACUAUACCAAUCGAGUACUUUACAAUUAGUAAUCACAACAGCCAAUGAGUUAAUAACUAUGUAACUAAAUAUUUUGCCUAUUACUGUUCCCAUAUAUGUUCUACCAUAUUAGAGAGUUUGACCCUUUUUUUUACAAUAGACCAAAUAGAAGAGAAUAUGAUGUGUUGUAAUUUGUAAAUAUUUACAUAUAUGCACACCUCCUACAUGUGUAUAUACUAUAACUCAUUAACUCUAUUAAGAAUAACUAUUUUUACCAUCAGAAAUUACAUACGUCAGUCAAAUUUAAAAAUCAUAAUCAUAAAGGCCUAACACUAGAAAAGUUAAAAUCAGUAAUGUAAUGAGACUAUUAUGACUAAUAAUGGAAGAAAAUAUUUAAUACAAUGUAAUUAAAUGUAAAAAGACAAAAUUAGAGAUACUCUUAUUGAUAAUUACAUAACUUUUAUUACAUAUUGCCUUUUGUAUAUAUUUUUAAAUCUCACAGAGUUUUUCAACAAUUUUUUUUUUUGUCCACGCAUAGGCUUCUGUGAUUACCAAUUAUAAUGUUUAACUGACAUGUAGGAUAAAUUAAUUUCUUGUUGUCAGUAGUAUAAUAAAAUUAUGUAAAGAAAAUGCAUGUCUACAACAUUACAAAUAUACAACUCAUCAUAUCCUCUUUCUGAUUGGUCUAGUGUAAGAAAAAAAAAGUUCAAACUUGUUUAUAUGGUAAAACAUAUAUAGGGACAUUAAUAGGCAAAUAUUACCUUCCUCUUUUUACAGGUUCAUUAGACUAACAAACACAAGACAACUAAUAAAAUGAAAAUAAAUUGAUAUAAAUCUUCUUAUUUAGAAAGCUUUUAUAUCUAUAUUUUCCCUUAAAUCUUAUAUGUAUUUUUCUGUUACAGCCUUCCUAUAAUUUGCUUUUUACAUUUAAAAAUACCUUUCUAUAAUUUGCUUUUUAAUAUUUAAAUAAUACCUUUCUAUAAUUUGAUGAAACGUCUUUUGUGGACCUAGCCAAAAUCAAAGUUAGAAACUCUCUAUAUAACAUUUUACCCAUCUAGUCCCUAAAACCACCCAAAAUCCUCUUCUCUUCUUCAUUUUUUUUUUUCACCAUGGGAAGAAGAAAAGUUACACACCAAUUGAUUUCUGACAACGCCACUCGCCGAGUUACAUUCAGAAAACGCAAAGAUGGUUUAUUGAAGAAGAUCUAUGAACUGACCGUUCUAUGUGGUUUACCCGCUUGUGCCAUCAUCUACAGCGAAUACAAAGAUGGCCCUGAGCUCUGGCCAAACCUUAACGAGGUUCGUUCUAUUCUUAACAGGUUAAGCGAACUUCCGGUAGAGAAGCAGACCAAAUACAUGAUGGACCAGAAGGAUCUCAUGAACAAGAUGAUCCAAGACGCAGAGAAGAAGUUGGAGAAGGAGAAGAUGCAUACUCGUGCGAUGAAACUUGGGUUAAUGGCUGGGUCUAAUGAUCUAAUCACCGAUACUGAUUGUUCGGAGGAACUGGCCAGAGCAGCUGAUGUGGUUGAUAAGAAGCUCAAAGCCAUCAGAGAGAGAAUCAAGGCUGUUGAAGCAGGAGCACCAAUCAUCAAGAGAGACUAGGAUGAUGUUUUCAAAUAACUUCUUAUCAUUUUUAUUUCAUGGUUUUUAAUUAUUUUCAGAUUAAGAUGGUUUCGAUUGAUGGUGUUUAAAGUUCUGUUCAAUGAUUUGCUUUUGCACUCUAGGAAGGAUUAGGAGAAUGAUAUGAAUCUCUUUGGCCUUUGUAUGGUGUAAUAUGAUCUUUUCAGUUUAUGACCAGAUUUGUUUUAUAUUUUAGGAAGAUUUUCUCCCUUAUAUGUUUGUUGUUUUAAUUUUAUUUCUAUCUUUUUUAGUCAGCCUAAUGUUCUAUAUGUUACAUAAAAUCUUUU